CAAAAGUUACUCAUGUACUCCUCAGACCCGUAUCUGGAAAUCAACUUAUCAGCUUGCCAACAGUCAACACUACUCGACUGUAGCGCACAUCGCGAUGCCUUCCCAGCUCUAUAUCAGCGGGAGCUCGAGCCCCUUGGUCAGUCGUUGGCCAGUCGCAGAGACAAAACAAAGUGUUACUUAAGAGACAAACAGAUUUAAAAUCGCUCAACCAUAUACGAAUUAAAAAAUGAUGAAAACUCCAGUAAACCAAAAGCGCCGCGUUUGCGUAAUCGGAGCGGGAACAGCGGGUCUGUGCGCCCUGAAGAACUCCCUGGAAGCAGGCCUGGAUGCGGUGGCCUAUGAGCGCGGGACCGAAAUCGGAGGCACCUGGAUUUUCUCCGAGGAGAUGCCCAAGAACGAGUACGACGAGGUGCACAGCAGCAUGUACGAGGGUCUACGCACCAACCUGCCCAAGGAGGUCAUGGGCUAUCCAGACUACUCGUACCCCGACGACAUCGACGAGUCCUUCAUCACCUCCAACCAGGUUCUGCAAUUCCUGCGCUCCUAUGCGGAACACUUCAAGCUCAAGUCGCACAUUAAGCUCCAGCACGAGGUGAUAAGAGUGCGUCCUCGCUUGGACGACUGGGAGGUCUACGUGUGGGACCACAGCACGGACACCUGCGACCCCGUCUACUACGACUUCGUGUACGUCUGCAAUGGGCACUACACGGAACCGGACAUACCGAACAUUGAAGGAAUCGAUCUGUUCGAGGGCAAGAAGAUGCACAGCCACCUGUAUCGCAGGGCAGAUAAGUUUAAAGACGAGACCGUAUUGAUCAUUGGCGCGGGUCCCAGCGGAAUGGACAUCACCAACCACGUUCGCCUGGCCGCCAAGCGGGUGUUUCUGAGCCACCACCUGUCCACUACGCCGAAUACAGGGUUCAUGGGCAACGUCACACAGAAACCAGAUGUGAAGCGCUUCACCAAGGAUGGAGCCGUUUUCACGGACGGAAGCACGGAAAGAUUCGACCACGUGAUGUUCUGCACCGGCUACAAGUACACGUUCCCCUGUCUCAGCACUGAUGUGGGCGUCCAGGUGAUAGACAACUUCGUCCAGCCUCUGUGGAAGCACUGCAUCAACAUCAACCACCCGACCAUGGCCUUCGUGGGCCUGCCCUUUAACGUGAUCCCCACCCACAUUUUCGACAUGCAGGUGCGCUUCACGCUAAAGUUUUUCACGGGCCAGCGAGAGUUCCCCUCGCGGGAGCAGAUGAUCGCCGAACUGGAACAGGAGAUCGGAGAGCGGUGGGGCUGUGGAGUCCACAACCACAAGAAGGCACAUCAGAUGGGCGAAAGACAGUUUGUGUACUACAAUGAACUGGCAAGGCUCGCCGGGAUCGAAAACAUUAAACCAGUAAUCCACAAGCUGAUGAAGGACUGCGGCAAGAAAUACAUUUUUGAACUGGAUUCGUACAGAAGUAACAAAUAUACAAUCGUGGACGAUGAAAAUUUCUUGAAAAACGGGAAAGCUGCGGUUUAAAGAUAAUAGUUUCCUUCUUAUACUAUAUGUUAGUCGAAUAAGAAUUACUUCUCCUAAUAACCUGAGAUUUUAUGUUAACAUUUGUAUAUCUCAGACAUGCUCUGAUUGUUAAGGUAAGUUGUUCAAGUCAGAAAAAAUAAAAUCGUAAUAUUCUAGACCAAA
This is a messenger RNA of Drosophila ficusphila, 1681 nucleotides long. It is a transcript of the gene Fmo-2, whose product is annotated as senecionine N-oxygenase. The record is from RefSeq and is a predicted model, not a curated record. The transcript is spliced from 6 exons. Gene Ontology annotation, molecular function: N,N-dimethylaniline monooxygenase activity; NADP binding; flavin adenine dinucleotide binding. The coding region runs from base 227 to 1519 and encodes 430 amino acids. Lineage: Eukaryota; Metazoa; Arthropoda; Insecta; Diptera; Drosophilidae.